This is a messenger RNA of Fibroporia radiculosa, 3120 nucleotides long. RefSeq lists its product as uncharacterized. The record is from RefSeq and is a predicted model, not a curated record. The transcript is spliced from 12 exons. Gene Ontology annotation, biological process: regulation of DNA-templated transcription; double-strand break repair via homologous recombination. Lineage: Eukaryota; Fungi; Basidiomycota; Agaricomycetes; Polyporales; Fibroporiaceae. The coding region runs from base 1 to 3120 and encodes 1039 amino acids.
AUGACAUAUUAUGGCUCGGAUUAUCCAUCUCCCAAGCGACAACGGCUCUCAUCGCCAACAUACGAUGACCAGUAUUGCCUCAGUCAACAAGACAUCCAAGCAUUCGACGAACUUGAGCGGGAACUGACACAACAAUCAUCAUCCUCGCACAGACUGUCCCAACUUUCGUCUCCGGCGGAAAAAUAUAAGAGGGAUCCGGCCAUACACGUUUUAAAGACCCCCGAGAAGCACAAGAAAAUGCAUGGCAUUAGUAUGGGAGCAGAUAAAGCAUUUUCCGAUUCGCGUUCACGAGACAGAACUGCAUUCGGAUCCUUUGAUGUUUCGCUCCCAUCUGAUGACAUUACAAUUUCGGAUGAUAUUACAACUCUUAAAUCUGCGUCCUCUAUUGGUGUAGAUUCUACAUCGUAUCCUGCCCACCAAGAUCGCAGGUCAGAGCCUGUCUUUGACAGCCAUCCAUCUCUUUCUGCUCGGAGGAUGGGCUUUGGUUUCGCCUCGACUCUCGAUAUAUCUGAUCCUUUAGGUGAACUCGAUGACCCUUUUCUCUCUUCUCUAAAUGCUCCUUUUCCACAAGACGAGUCCUUAUGGUUCACAUCGAAGACUGUUUCCGAAGGGGGAAACGGAUUUCGAUCAGCAAAUACACUGAAGAACAAGAGUGUCUCAGAUCAAGAUACAGAGCUCUUUCCAGUUGCCAGCGCUGCCUUGCCUCUUUUUAUUUCUGGACGACGUGCACUUGAAAGCUCCCAGGCGGACUCCAACGUCAAUGACCUGGGAGGAAAAGUAGGGCCCGACCUACCCGUGUUCACCUCUGGGCUCGACUCCUUUCAAGCUGAGCGCGCAGACAUCGGUAAAACGAGAGACUGGACCGUGCCAUCUGCGGAAGCCCUAGCGCGAGCCGCGGCAAAGAUGAGACGAUGGCAGAAAGAGAUAGACGAGGAUCUCGUUGACCUUUCGGAGAUGGGUCAAGAGGAAGUACCACCUAUCACACCGCUCCAUGCUUCGUUUCGCCCUGCCUUGCGGGUCGUGGAGAAUUCAGCUUCUCUCGCGCAACCUCCGGAUAGCCCUAGUCCGGCCACGACAGGAGCCAAUGUCAGAAAGGCUAAGAUGAUGCCUGGAGGACUUGGAGUUUUGGGGAAGCGCAAGGAAUUCAGAUCCCCGUUGAUUACUGCACCCCCUGCCAUUACUGCACCCCCUGCCAAGUCCGGGUUGAUUGUCACACCCUAUCUCGGCUCGCCGCUGAAUCCAAACAGACAUGUUCUCAGUGGUUUUAGGACCCCUACACUGCCUGGAGAAAGCUUGCAAAGCUCAUCUAGUGUCUCCACGCGCCCUCCCUCGCUCACGAAAGCUCUGGGUAUCACAGCUCGUAGACCGGGUCUCGGCGCUGCCUCUAGUAGGCCGAAAUUUGUGACGCCAUUUAAACCCGGGAUGGGCCCUAGGGAGCCAGGUCGGGAGUUAUUAGACCGCAAAGUUACCGAUCAGAGAGCGGCCGCUAGGGAUAAUGGAAUUGACGUAUCUCAAACGACUGGUGUAACCGCGCUUGACAAAGGCAAAGGUAGAACUACAUACUUCAAUCUUUUUUACCCAAGUUCAUCCAGCAGAAUGAGUCUAGCUCCAUCGAAGCUCGUCCCUCAGUCUCAUAACAGCGACGAGCUGUCCUCUAUGGGCAUCCAGGUCAACGAGCUGAGCGAGAUUACUCCGGAUUCAGCCAUAUAUUAUUCAUUUCAUUCCUCUACGCCCACACUCCCAGCCACAGAAAAUCAAGGCAAGGAGACGACCUUUGGAAUAGAAGCCGCGUUUCAACGACUACAAGAGAUGGGUUGCUAUCUAGCCAAGAAGGAAUGGGUUUAUAAUCAUUGGGGACUUAUUUUAUGGAAGCUUGCCGGUAUGGUAUGCCUUCAACCUCAUCUUGAAAGUGACCCAGCGACCAGACGUUGGUGCUGGGAAGAGGUCAUAAAGCAGUUAUUGUACAGAUAUGAGCGUGAGCUUAAUGGAGGAACUCGACCUCCCCUGCGACUAAUAACCACCCAUGAUGCUCCACCGUCAUGUCCCAUGAUUUUAUGCAUAUCUGGCAUAUCUUGGUGUUCGGAUGGUGAUGAAAUAGAUGGCCUCCCUGAGCUCGAAGUCACGGACGGAUGGUACAAAAUUCGGGCUAAGGUGGAUGCGCCUCUUGAGCGUGCCAUACGAAGGCGUGUUAUUCGUGUCGGUAGAAAGAUAUUUGUCGCCAACGCUCGGCUUAUUUCUGAGAACAAAGAGCCUGCAGAAAUCCUGGAGGCGUACUCGACGAUGAGUUUAGAAUUGAAUGGAAAUUCCUCUCAUUUAGCACCGUGGCACGCGAAGUUGGGCUUUGUGCGAUAUCCAUCGAUCGCGACGCUAGAUAGCCUUACCCCCGAUGGAGGGGUUGUGUCACUUGCGGCCUUCGCCGUGCUCAAGGCCCACUCCAUCUUUUACCUCGAAACUAUUGAGCGUGACGGCGAAAAGCUACGAGAAGGACCUCGCAAUGAGGAGGAUGAAGCCACAGCUGAGGAUGAAUGGCAGAAACAAAGAGAACUAGAAGCAUCCAAAUUACAUGACGAAUUCCGGAAGAAAAUGCAUGUCUACGAGCGAUUUGCGGAAAGAUUUGAGGCGCGUGCGGGACGCGGCUGGUCUCCUAGAAAAGACGCCUGCGAGCCUUCUGAUACUGAAGAUCGCUGGUCCGGCUUAAUGGACGACCCAUCUUCGAUCGGAAACAUACUUAGAAGUAUACAACCGGACGCUGCUGGUUGGUUGGGUUUGCACAUCCGUGAUCACAUAGCCAAGGCCCAUGAGGCAGCUCAUGAUCACAUACAGAGACAGCUAGACGCCAGUUAUCCUCCACGCGAUGUCGUCAGUUUCAGGGUGAUUGUAGUUAAAGAUUUACGUUGGCGGAAGCGCGAACCGUUGCGCAAAGCUGUCAUAACCGUUUGGGAUGCACUAAGUGUCAUGUUGACCGACGGUGCUAAACCAGGCCAUUUUGAAGCAGGUCAGCGAUUCUUGGUCACAAAUCUUUACCCAACAUCCCAGAAUGCAUGGAUGUUGCCAGGUGUGGAUGCAGAAGUUUACCUGAGGACAAGGAGAGAGUCGAGGUUCACUUUGGUAAAAGGAUGA